This is a messenger RNA of Venturia canescens, 1786 nucleotides long. Its product is annotated as solute carrier family 35 member G1-like. The transcript has 3 exons. Gene Ontology annotation, cellular component: membrane. Bases 59 to 1069 code for a protein of 336 amino acids. Lineage: Eukaryota; Metazoa; Arthropoda; Insecta; Hymenoptera; Ichneumonidae. The record is from RefSeq and is a predicted model, not a curated record.
UGCCUGUUGUCGAAAAAUAGUGAACAUUUUUCCUUCGUAAGACAGAAUAAUCGAAACGAUGAAAUUUAACAUCGAACGUACUACUUCUUACAACAGUAUUCAUCCGGCUUACCAGUACACCGAACAAUUUGAGAAUAACGUAGAAUCCUAUCGCGAUGGUACCAAGUGGUUCGGGAUUUUCCUCGCCUUCAUAUCAGGUGCUUUCUUCACCGUCAGCUCGGGCCUCGUAAAAGCCAUAAGGAAUGUCGAUCCCAUGGUUUUGCUCGGCAUCAGAGCGUGUCUUCAAAUGUUCGUCAUGACUAUCUGUGCAUGCAGAGCUAACCAGAGUCUCUUUGGACCAAAAGGCUCCAGGAUGCUUCUCCAUCUGCAGGGGGUCGUAGGAGGCGCAACUCUGGCGCUUUUGUACUACAGCUUCCGGAAGCUACCUCUCGGUGACGCAACGACCAUUAUCUUCAGUUCUCCAGUCAUAGUGAUCGUCAUGUCUUUCCUUAUUCUUAAAGAGCCUUGUGGAUUUUUGAGGGUCGUUGUGAUUUGUGCUCUGCUCGCUGGAGUCGUUUUGGUGUCGAGGCCACCGUUCAUUUUCGAGACUCACAGAGAAAUUCCUUACGACGUGAUGGGUUACGUGUUCGCGAUCCUGGCGACGUUUUUCACAGCACUGAACAUCGUGGUGAUGAGAAAAUGUUCGGAGAUCCAUUUUUCCGUUCUAGUCUUCAAUCUAUCAGCGUGGAUAUUGGGUUCGGCGAUACUUUUCUUCUUCCUGGUUUCGGAGGCUCACCAGCACAUAGAAAUGUUCCCCCACGACUGGGUGACCUGGGCAUUGAUAUUUUUGGUCGCGACAACGGGUCUCUCGGGUCAAGUUUUGGUGACGAAAGCGUUGAAAAUCGAAGGUGCAGGAAAAGUAUCGGUGACUCGUUCCCUCGACAUAAUUCUCGCUUACAUAAUUCAAGUUUAUUUUUUCGGAGAAGUGCCUACGGAGACGAGCAUCGUCGGCGCCGUAUUGAUUCUCGCUUCGGUCGUGUGCAUGGGAUUCGAAAGAGAAAUUUAUGGCUUUUGCGAUUUUAUUCCAUAAGCACUGAUCCUCGUGCCUGAAGCCUCAUUUCUCCAUCAUCCGCGCGCGUUCGUCCACUGAAACAAACGAAAUCGACGUUUUUAAAUUCGAGUCGGUCAAUUAAAAAUCGAGUCCAGCUCCAACUUCUGAAAAAAUUGAUUACACCUCGAGGGUGAAAAAAGAAUUAUGAUAAUUUGUAAGAUCCGGCGACAGGGAUCAUUUUCUAAGCGUACCAAAUCGCUGUCACAUGUCAAUGCAUCACGAAUUCAACUUACACCUGCUGUUAUAUCCCUGCGAGAUUAGUUGUUCAUCUCCUUUUCUAUCUCUUAAACUGCUCGGCCUCACUCGAUCGACAAUUGCGAAGGUGCUUCUUCAGUCUCGUCGAUAAUUCACGAAAACUUCGAAAAAAUACUUGUAGGAAACUGUAUCAGGAAAAAUGGUGUAGCUCUAAAAAUAAUCAUUUGCUUUCUUGUCUCUGAAAAUCCUCUCGAAACUUCGUCACUUAUCGAUUAAUGAUUUAUUCAAAGAAAAAUACAACUACGAUAAACAGUAAAUUGCGUCAUCAUAUACCACGUGUCUCGAUAAUAUGUACACUUUGUCUACUCCCUAAACGGUUUUCCAUUAUAUUUUCCUCUUUUUUCUCAUUAUCAUUCUCCAGCUGAUGAUCCAUUCUUGUAUAUUGUUUAUUAAUAAUAAAGAUAACGAUGCCAGAAAUUUCUGGCUCCAUCGAUCGUCCUA